Vanessa atalanta (red admiral) is the source of this 600-nucleotide messenger RNA. It is a transcript of the gene CPR16, whose product is annotated as pupal cuticle protein 27-like. The record is from RefSeq and is a predicted model, not a curated record. Gene Ontology annotation, cellular component: chitin-based extracellular matrix. Gene Ontology annotation, molecular function: structural constituent of chitin-based larval cuticle. NCBI's taxonomy places the organism in Eukaryota, Metazoa, Arthropoda, Insecta, Lepidoptera, Nymphalidae. The transcript has 3 exons. The annotation marks the transcript as partial.
UUUCUCUUAUUUCAGAUAAUCUUUUUCACAAUCCUGGCUUGGGCAUCUGCUGCUCAACUACCAUCAGCUACCUAUUUACCUCAGAGUCCUGGAGCACCUGGGUCCAAUCAGUUCGGUCCGAGUGGACAAGACUCAGCCAAUAAUCGCCCUCAACAAGCUGAGGAGAAAAAUUCUGCCAUAUUGAAAUUGGAUCAAGAAGUUGGAGAAAACGGUUUCCAUUACUCGUACGAAACAUCCAAUGGCAUCCAAGCUGAGGAAUCUGGUGACACCGUUCAGACCAGAGGUGCUUUUGCAUACAAGGGUGAUGACGGAAAGGUCUACUCUGUGACCUUUACAGCUGGAGAAGAUGGCUACAGGCCCCAGGGUGAUCACCUUCCAGUACCACCACCAACACCUGAAGAAAUCCUAUUGGCUUUGAAACAGAACGAGAAAGAUGAGGCGGCUGGUAUAUUUGACGAUGGUAAUUAUAGUUUUUAUUCUAAAGCUAUGUUAUGUAAAUACCGUCCCGAUAGUGAUGGUCAAGGCAAUGUCGGAGGAAGUUCUGGUCAGGACUCUUCCAGCCAGAGCAAUUUCAACUCGAACACGGGAUAUUCCUAUUAA